Brassica rapa (field mustard) is the source of this 2894-nucleotide messenger RNA. RefSeq names its product 4-substituted benzoates-glutamate ligase GH3.12. Gene Ontology annotation, cellular component: cytoplasm. The record is from RefSeq and is a predicted model, not a curated record. Lineage: Eukaryota; Viridiplantae; Streptophyta; Magnoliopsida; Brassicales; Brassicaceae. Gene Ontology annotation, molecular function: acid-amino acid ligase activity.
GAUUAUCUUUACUUGUUUCAACAAAAUAAAAUAUUUAAAACUAUACUUAUCACAGAAACAACAAGGUUUCCGAUUGAAUAUUCUUGUAUUGAAACUUAGUUUGUAAUUUCUAGACCUUCGUCACGACUCACACGAAUCCCAGCUAAAUAGUUUUGUAUUGGUUGACCAACAAAAAAAAAUAUAAAGUGAACUAUCAAUGGGGUCUUUGUGUAUGAAUAUUAUUUUCUUCAACAGAAGUUUCAACUUAAUUUGGAAGAACAAUGCAUAAAGAAAUUUCUUGUCGAUUUUCCCUUAAUUUCUCCACGUUUUCCUGCCUCUUUUGAUCCUUAUAUUUUAUUCCACAAGUCGCAGAAUGUUGACGGUCGAAUACUUGGCUACAUGAUAAAUGGCUACCAAAAAUUAUUUUAAAUAAAUAAAUACUUUCGUAAUUUUACAAGCGUGGAUAUGUCAAACCAAACUGAAUAAUCAAAAUUUAUUGAACUCUUUUUUAUAAAAAAAAUUAUCAACUAAACAUAUGUAUAUGACAAAAAAACAUAUGUGAAACACCUUCUAACGAUUGAUCUUAAGAAUUGUCGCUGACCAUGAAUUCUCAGAUGCCUAAGAUUCGUAUCAUUAACGUUCAUUCCACAUUGUUAAGUCUAUACAAUGGUCCUUAAUUAGAACCCCCAGGAAUUAGUUAAGCUGUAUCUUUCCAUGUAACUUCAAUUAUAUUGUCUUUGACAAAAUCAGUUUCUUGUCAUAUUCCUGAAGUUUCUAUAUCAUUACUCUUCUCAUACACUACACGUACGUAUAUAAUAUGGCAUGGAAUCGUUCACACGGUGAGGUCUAAGUCGUCUAAUCAAUUAAACAUAUCGAUCAAGUUGUGCUUUUCACUUACGACUUUUCUAUAGUUAAUCAUCUAAACAAUGACCCCAAACUUCCAAUACUUUUGCUAUAUAUAGGACUUAAGCAUUCACUUUUUAUCAUAUCAUCAACAAAAAAUCAUACCCAACAAAAAAACAUUCACUCUCUAUCUUCAUAUCAAUUAGAGAGAACCAAAAAUGAAGCCAAUCUCCAACAACGACGAAACAUGGGAUGCGACGCUGAAGGAUUUAACGUCCAACGUGAAGGAGAUACAAGACAAUGUGUUGGAGGAGAUAAUCACACCUAACCUAAAAACAGAGUACCUCCAACGUUUUAACAUGGAUAGGUUCGAUAAAAAGCUCUUCAAGAAGAACGUACCGGUCGUGUCCUAUGAAGAUAUUAAGCCUGAUAUCGACCGUGUCGUUAAUGGAGAGUCGUCAGAUGUCAUAUCUGCUCGCCCUAUUACGGGUUUCUUGCUAAGUUCGGGAACUUCAGGAGGAGCACAAAAGAUGAUGCCAUGGAACAACAAGUACUUGGACAAUUUAACAUUUGCAUACGAUCUUCGUAUGCAUGUUAUAACCAAGCAUGUGAAAGGCUUGGAGGAAGGAAAAGGGAUGAUGUUUCUCUUCACUAAACAAGAAACCAAGACUCCUUCUGGCUUACUCGCUCGAGUCGCAACCAGCAGCUACUUCAAGAGCGACUAUUUCACGAACCGACCAUCCAACUGGUACUACUCGUACACAAGCCCAGAUGAAGUCAUCUUAUGUUCCAACAACACACAAAGUCUCUACUGCCAUUUGCUAUGCGGCUUGCUCCAACGCGACGAGGUUGUGAGAAUGGGUUCCAUCUUCGCUUCAGUCAUGGUCCGAGCAAUCAAGUUCCUCGAAACUUACUGGGAAGAGUUGUGUUCAAACAUCAGAUCAGGCCGUCUCAGCGAGUGGAUCACGGACCUCGGUUGUCGUAGUUCAGUGUCUUUGGUCCUUGGUGGACCACGUCCUGACUUGGCAGACACGAUUGAGACUAUCUGCAACCAGAGUUCUUGGAAAGGUAUAGUCACAAGAAUCUGGCCCAACACUAAGUAUAUUGAGACCGUUGUUACGGGUUCAAUGGGACAGUAUGUUCCCACGUUGAACUACUAUUGCAGCGACUUGCCUCUCGUGUCAACGACUUACGGCUCUUCGGAGACUACGUUCGGGAUCAAUGUAGAUCCUCUGUGCAAACCUGAAGAUGUUUCUUAUGCGUUCAUGCCUAACAUGUCUUACUUUGAGUUCAUAACGAUGGAUGGAGAGAAACGUGAUGUUGUCGACCUUCAUGAUGUGAAAAUUGGGUGCACUUAUGAACCUGUCGUCACAAACUUCGCCGGAUUGUAUAGAAUGAGAGUGGGAGAUGUUCUCUUGGUGACUGGUUUUUACAACAAUGCACCUCAGUUUAGGUUUGUAAGAAGAGAGAACGUCGUCUUGAGCAUCGAUUCAGACAAAACCAACGAGGAAGAUCUAUUUAAGGCAGUGAGUCAAGCUAAGCUUGUUCUUGAUUCGUCAGAUCUCUUUCUUGAAGACUUCACCAGCUAUGCGGACACCUCAACAUUUCCUGGUCAUUACGUGAUUUAUGUGGAAGUAAAGGCCAAAGGGGGGAACAAUCAUUUGGAACUCAAUGAAGAGGUGUUCUCCAAGUGUUGUUCAGUGAUGGAGGAUUCGCUUGACAAUGUUUACAAGAGAUGUAGGUUCAAAGAUGGAUCAGUGGGGCCUUUGGAGAUAAGAGUGGUGGAUAAAGGGACGUUUGAGUCUCUCAUGGACUUUUUUAUCAACCAAGGUGCUUCCACUGGUCAGUACAAGACUCCUAGAUGCAUUAAAUCAGGAAAGGCUUUAGAGCUCAUGGAGGAUCGUGUGGUUGCCAAAUUCUUUAGUUCUUGAAAUCAGGAUAGCAGCCAAUAAACAUACAUGUGCAUGUGCUGUGUAGAAAGCUUUCUGAAUUUUUUUGAUUAAUGCCUUAUUUGAAAUUCAUCUGUAAAAUUUGGAACACAAUAAUGCAAACUUUGACAAUUUCCAAGUCUA